Messenger RNA from Propithecus coquereli (Coquerel's sifaka), 1114 nucleotides. RefSeq names its product lectin, galactoside-binding, soluble, 4 (gene LGALS4). Gene Ontology annotation, molecular function: carbohydrate binding. The coding region runs from base 54 to 1025 and encodes 323 amino acids. Lineage: Eukaryota; Metazoa; Chordata; Mammalia; Primates; Indriidae. The record is from RefSeq and is a predicted model, not a curated record. The transcript is spliced from 10 exons.
UCCCACUCCAGCAGCUCUUCUCACAGGACGAGUCACCAGCCCAGCCUCUUGAGAUGGCCUACGUCCCUGCACCGGGCUACAACCCCACCUACAACCCGACGCUGCCCUACAACAAGCCCAUCCCCGGCGGGCUCAGAGUGGGAAUGUCCGUUUACAUCCAGGGAGUGGCCAGUGAGCGCAUGAACAGGUUCUCCGUGAACUUCGUGGCGGGGCACGAACCAGGGGCGGACAUUGCUUUCCACUUCAACCCCCGCUUCGAUGGCUGGGACAAGGUGGUCUUCAACACGCAGCAGGGUGGCAAGUGGGGCAGCGAGGAGAGGAAGAGGAGCAUGCCCUUCAAGAAGGGCGCCGCCUUCGAGCUGGUGUUCACGGUCACGGCCGAGCACUACAAGGUGGUGGUGAAUGGAAAUCCCUUCUAUGAGUUCGGGCACCGGAUGCCCCUGCACACGGUCACCCACCUGCAAGUGGAUGGGGACCUGCAGCUUCAGUCAAUCAACUUCAUCGGGGGCCAGCCCGCCCCACACCAGGGACCCAGGCAUCACCCGCCUUUCCCUGGCCCCGGACACGGCCAUCAGCCGCUGAAAAGCCUGCCUUCCAUGGAGGGACCCCCAACCUUCAACCCGCCUGUGCCGUUUUCGGGGAGGCUGCGAGGGGGCCUCACAGCCGGAAGAACGGUCAUCAUCAAGGGCUGCGUGCCCCCCACAGGCAAGAGCUUCGCCAUCAACUUCAAGGCGGGACCCUCAGGGGACAUAGCUCUGCACAUCAAUCCCCGCAUGUCCGAGGGCAGCGUGGUUCGGAACAGCUUUAUGAAGGGCUCGUGGGGCCCCGAGGAGAGGAACAUCUCCUACAACCCAUUUGGCCCUGGGCAGUUCUUCGACCUGUCCAUUCGCUGCGGCCAGGAUCGCUUCAAGGUCUACGCCAACGGCCAGCACCUCUUUGACUUCUCCCAUCGACUCCCGGCCUUCCAGUGCGUGGACGUGGUGGAAAUCCAGGGUGAUGUCGUCUUGUCCUACGUCCAGAUCUGAUCUAUUCCCAGGGCCAUAACUCCUGGGAAACGGAAGGAUUCCCUAGGAGUCCCUUCUAAGCCCCUAAUAAAAUGCCUAAGGUUGUCUCA